Molecule: messenger RNA, 993 nt
Organism: Aedes aegypti (yellow fever mosquito)
Lineage: Eukaryota; Metazoa; Arthropoda; Insecta; Diptera; Culicidae
Product: glutathione S-transferase 1
Exons: 3
Coding region: 14-802 (262 amino acids)
Biological process (GO): glutathione metabolic process
Molecular function (GO): glutathione transferase activity
Source: RefSeq, a predicted model, not a curated record
AUAAACUCAGUCUAUGUUUGUUUUUCUCCUUUAUCAGUUGCACGAAUUUGCUUCCACUCUUGUGAAAAUGAUAACAAGUAGAUUACUGCCGAAUGUUGCUCGAGUCGCCAUUGGAUCGCGAGCUGCCUUUUCCACGGGAAUGGCCACCAACAGUCCCCGAAUCAAGCUGUACACCAAUCCCAUCAGUCCUCCGGGACGAUCGGUAGAACUGACGGCCAAAGCAAUUGACCUUGACAUUGAAGUCAUCGCGAUUGAUCUGCUGGGAAAUGAUACCCUAAAACCGGACUAUCUCCUCAAGAACCCACAGCACACGAUUCCAAUGAUCGACGAUGGCGGUAAGUUCAUUUGGGACAGCCAGGCGAUCAACGUGUACCUCACAACCGUCUACUCACGCAACGAAGAUCUAUAUCCGAACGAUCCUUUCGUGCGCGCCAAGGUGAACGCCGGUCUGCAUUUCAACUCCGGAGUGCUCUUCAGCCGUCUGAAACUGUUGAUCUCCCCGGUGAUUCGUGGAUUCAAGCAGGACCUGGACCCGGAAAAGGUGGAAUACUUUAACAUUGGGCUGCAGCUGCUCGAGGAUACGCUGCACGCUGAUUACUACAUUGGCAAUCGGAUGACCUUGGCCGAUUUGAGUUGCGUUUCGUCGGUGUCCAGCUUCGAUGCGGUUCUGCCGAUAAGUCAUGAAAGAUUUCCAAAAACCGUCGACUGGUUGAGACGGAUGGAACAAUUGCCGUACUAUGGGGAAGCGAAUGGAGAAGGUGCAAAGAAAUUGGCGAAGGUUGUACAGAGCUUUCUGAAAUAAGCUGACAACAGGAUAUGCUUUCGAAAUGGUGGAUAAUUUCAAUGUGUAUAUUAAUAACUGAUGCAUUUCAUGAUAUGGUAAGACAAUAUAUUGAUGUGUUCCAUAGCAUUAGAUUAUUCAUAAUAUAGAAGUAUAGGUGAAAUGUAAUUUAGGAUUUUAAUAAAUAAAUUCUGUGAGAGACAAAAAUCGAA